AUGAUACCAAUAACCACACACCCCAUCAUGCCUUCAACACUUUAUAGCCUUUUGAUCAUUCUGAUACUUUUCUCAGCUUGUGUUGCUACCGGGAAGAACUUAGAUGGUUACUAUAUUCCGAAGCUGAGCGUACUCCCCCGAACAUUUAUUCAAGAUCCUACAUGGGAGGUUCGAGCUUCCGUCUCAUCAAAGGACUUCCAGACUUUCUUUUACAACCAAACCCUCGAUCAUUUUAAUUACAGGCCGGAAAGCUACACUACUUUCAAACAAAGAUAUGUGAUCAAUUUUAAAUACUGGGGUGGCACAAAUGCAAGUGCCCCAAUCUUCGUUUAUUUCGGUGGAGAAGAACCCAUCGACAUCGACAUGGCCUAUUGUGGGUUCCCGACGGAUAACGCGGCUCAGUUUAGAGCGCUUGUGGUCUAUGUAGAGCAUCGAUUUUAUGGUGAAUCAAUCCCGUACGGAUUGACGCUCGAAAAAGCGCCAAGUGACCCGAACACCCGCGGAUAUUUCAGCUCGGCGCAAGCUCUCGCGGAUUACGCGGAAAUCCUUGUAUACCUCAAACAGAAAUUGAAUGCCAAACAUUCUCCGAUAAUUGUCAUUGGAGGAUCAUAUGGGGGAAUGCUCGCUUCAUGGUUCCGAUUGAAAUACCCCCAUGUGACGCUCGGAGCUUUGGCAUCAUCUGCUCCAAUUCUUGACUUUCCCGACAUCAUACGUCGGGACCCAUACUAUUCAGUAGUCGCAAAAGAUUUUUUGAAAACUAGUUUUUCUUGCCACCGAACCAUAAGACGAUCCUGGGAGGAAAUUGAUAGAGUUGCUUCGGAGCCUCAUGGUCUCACGAAAUUGAGCAGAACUUUCAAAACUUGCAGACCAUUAAAAAGUUCGUCGGAGCUCAAGGACUACUUGAUAUCGCUCUACGCAAAUGUUGCUCAGUACAAUGAUCCAUUCACACGUCGAGUGAAAGUGAUGUGCGAUGCCAUUGAUAAAAAUGACAUCCUUGGGAAGAUUUUCGCAGGCCUCGUCGCUUCGAUCAGAAAUUCGACAUGCUACAUCAAUCGACCUUAUACACCAUCUCAAACUAAUUUGGGUUGGGAUUGGCAGACAUGUACGGAGAUCUUAAGUGCUGAUGAGAUCACCAACGACAAUACUAUGUUUCAACCACAACCCUUCGACCUAAAUGAGCUCGUGAAUAACUGCAAGAGAAAGUUUGGCGUCGCACCUCGGCCACACUGGGCCACAACUUAUUACGGUGGUCAUGAUAUAGAACUUGUUUUGCACAGGUUCGCUAGCAACAUUAUUUUCUCCAAUGGGCUUCAAGAUCCUUAUAGCAGGAGCGGGAUCUUGAAGAAUAUUUCAGCUACUGUCGUUGCGGUCUACACAACUAAAGGUUCUCAUUGUUUGGACAUAAUUCGAGCUACUGAAAAAGAUCCUAUCUGGUUGGUCAAGCAGCGGAAAAUCGAGGUUGAGAUUAUACGAAAAUGGAUUGCCACCUAUUAUGCCGAUCUUCGUGCUUUUGGAAAAUAA
Molecule: messenger RNA, 1521 nt
Organism: Syzygium oleosum
Lineage: Eukaryota; Viridiplantae; Streptophyta; Magnoliopsida; Myrtales; Myrtaceae
Exons: 11
Coding region: 1-1521 (506 amino acids)
Biological process (GO): proteolysis
Molecular function (GO): serine-type exopeptidase activity; dipeptidyl-peptidase activity
Source: RefSeq, a predicted model, not a curated record